This is a messenger RNA of Aspergillus aculeatus ATCC 16872, 614 nucleotides long. Its product is annotated as mitochondrial 37S ribosomal protein uS14m. Gene Ontology annotation, molecular function: structural constituent of ribosome. The record is from RefSeq and is a predicted model, not a curated record. Gene Ontology annotation, cellular component: mitochondrial small ribosomal subunit; ribosome. Bases 49 to 390 code for a protein of 113 amino acids. Gene Ontology annotation, biological process: translation. NCBI's taxonomy places the organism in Eukaryota, Fungi, Ascomycota, Eurotiomycetes, Eurotiales, Aspergillaceae. The transcript has 3 exons.
UUCGACCUCGAACCCCCAGUCGCUUGCCCCCAGCACAUCAAUUCCACCAUGUCUAUGUUCAGGAACAAGAAGCUGGACCUCGGCGGCUUCAUCAACGGCAAGAUCAUCCGUGACCACACCAAGCGGAGAGUCUUCGAGGCGAACGAAGUCGAACGUCAAGCUCUCCGCUAUGUGAUCCGCAACACCACUCUCCCCCAGCGUGCCCGUGCUCAGGCGCAAUUGCAGCUGGCCCAGAUGCACGCUUACACCCGGUCCACCCAGAUCAGGAACCGUUGUGUAGCGGGUGGUGUCGCCCGAUCCGUCAUCCGGGACUUCCGACUCGGAAGAUACCAAUUCCGUGAACAAGCGUUGGCCGGCGAGCUUCCCGGCGUGAGGAAGGCCAGUUGGUAGACUCGGUGUUGUUUUGUGUGGUCGUCUGCGACACCCUCCUGGUGUCUAUGUGCAUUUGACAAGCUUCUCUGGGUUGGUUCGGUGCUUUCAUGAUGGCGUUUCCUUUUGUGUGUGUUCCUUCUUCCCGAUCUUCCCUGGGGAAGGAGAUGUACUCUAUGUUAUGAUGGGUAUUGAUCGAGAAUAUCAAACCAGCGAUCUUUAUGAGAAUUUGAAUUCGUGACUGC